UUUAUUUUUCAUUCGAUUCUCUGAGAACAUUCGGCGUUCGUUGCUCAUAAGAUCAACAGUUGCGUUUUGAAAGUCUUUUAGUCGCCUUAUCGCCUUUCCUCCUAUACGUUCAUUGUUGUUGAAAAAAUUAUUUUAUUGUUUUUGGUGAUAUUGCAUUCACUGCACAAGUUUUGUAAACAGCGGGACACGUAAUUGUUGUUUUGUGUUUUGAAGAUUAUAUUUGCCGUGGGUAACGAGAAAAAAAAAAUCGAAAAAUGGAAUACGAUUCAUCAUAUUUGAAUACCACGCCCGGAAAAGCGAAAAUAAGCUGUUUGACAUUUGGAUUUAUCGGUUUACUGGCUUGUAACAUCGCCGGAGUCCAUGUAGCACAAUACAAUUCGGCAGCUGGAACCGCAUUUUUGGUCACACUGAUCCUGUUGCUGUUACUGGUCUGCAAAUCCAGUUUGCGUCAAUCGGCGAUUUUCCAAAAAAUCGAACUCAUCAUUUGCAUCAUUUUGACCAUAUUCUACGUGGUUGGUUCAAUUGACAUAAUCCGAGCUUGUUGGUACUAUUUGUUCACCAAUUUUAUACUCGGACGAUUCAUUGGCACGUUAAUUGCAUCGAUUUGCAGCAUUUUAGCAACCUUGGCCUAUGGCUACGAUUCAAUAGACAAGUUUCGCGAAACGAGAGGCGUCUCAACAUCGAACGUUUAAGUCAUGUUUUGUUGUUUUCGUAAAUUAACUAAAAAACGUCAUCGCUUUUGGUGUGCUUAAGGUGAGAGAGAUGACGUAAUGUGAACAUAAUAAAACGAAUGAUUUAUUAAUGUGUAAUUGGA
Messenger RNA from Bradysia coprophila, 814 nucleotides. RefSeq lists its product as uncharacterized. Gene Ontology annotation, cellular component: membrane. The record is from RefSeq and is a predicted model, not a curated record. Lineage: Eukaryota; Metazoa; Arthropoda; Insecta; Diptera; Sciaridae.